UGUGUGUGUGUGUGUGUGUGUGUGUGUUUGUUUUUGUGAUUUACGAGGACAUUUCAUAUGAAUACACACAACACUAUGAGGACAUUUUGAAUUAUGAGGACAUGGCUGGUGUCCUCAUAAUUCUGACAAUGUAGAAGUGUUUCUAUGGUUAGGGGGAGCUCAAAAUCAAAAUUUUAGCCCAAGUCCCCAUAGUUCACAAUUACCUGGUUUUGUGUAUCAGCUGUGUAUCGAGACAGUGCCCCUGUAGGUGGGUCAGCGGUACUGCAUCUCCUCAUGAAUAUUCACACAAGGGAAUGGAAUCGAGGCUUUUGAUUGGCUGAUCGCAAAAAGUCCUCAUAAUUUCGGGUUUUGUCAAACCACUGUGUUAAUCUAAUUACCACAUAAGCGAAUUCAAUCGAGUGAAAAAUGCAUAACAACAACAAUAAAACUAAAAUAAAUCAAUAAAUCAAUUAAAAAGGAAUAAUUACACAACACCAACGCACUUUUGAUGAUCCGGACCUGUCUUCGAACCACUCCCACUUGCUGAGACAGCCACAUGCGGAUCAGUCAUCAAGGAGAAGAGACGUCAGGAGAUGGCAGCUUCAAGAUCUCGAAGGACCAAAUUAAAACCCAAGGAAGAGGCAGCAUAUUUUUCAUCCAUCCUUAAGGAUAAGGAUGGUUUUGAAAUAAAAUAUAUAAAUGCCUUUAAAGGUCGAGGAGUGUUCAGUUGUCGCCACUUCGAAAAGGGGGACUUCCUUUUCGAAUACAGAGGAGAAAUCCUGGAUAAACAAGAGUAUCAAAGGAGGCGCAGAGUUUAUCAUCGUGCACUUGAAGUAUUUUUGUUUGAAUUUCGCUUUAAUGGGAAACAAUUAUGGGUGGACGCUGCCAAAGAAGAUGAUUCUUUGGGGAGAAUCGCUAAUGACAGCCACAAAAAUCCGAACAGCAAAAUGAAAACAAUCACUGUGGACCGGAAGCCCCAUCUUUGCUUGUUCGCGAUAAAGGACAUCAGUCCUGGGGAGGAGAUAAUGUAUAAUUAUGGGGAUUCUGACUGGCCAUGGAGAAGCAAGAUUUCAUCCGAGACAGAUCCUCAAUUGAGACUUCAUGACACCGCUCAACAGGUGAUAUCUGAGACAGAACAACAGUCCAAUGGUUUUGUCAGCUGUGAGGCAGAUGAUGCAUCAGAGAAGAUUUCAUCCGAGACAGAUCCUCAAUUGAGACUUCAUGACACCGCUCAACAGGUGAUAUCUGAGACAGAACAACAGUCCAAUGGUUUUGUCAGCUGUGAGGCAGAUGAUGCAUCAGAGAAGAUUUCAUCCGAGACAGAUCCUCAAUUGAGACUUCAUGACACCGCUCAACAGAUUUCAUCCGAGACAGAUCCUCAAUUGAGACUUCAUGACACCGCUCAACAGGUGAUAUCUGAGACAGAACAACAGUCCAAUGGUUUUGUCAGCUGUGAGGCAGAUGAUGCAUCAGAGAAGAUUUCAUCCGAGACAGAUCCUCAAUUGAGACUUCAUGACACCGCUCAACAGAUUUCAUCCGAGACAGAUCCUCAAUUGAGACUUCAUGACACCGCUCAACAGGUGAUAUCUGAGACAGAACAACAGUCCAAUGGUUUUGUCAGCUGUGAGGCAGAUGAUGCAUCAGAGAAGAUUUCAUCCGAGACAGAUCCUCAAUUGAGACUUCAUGACACCGCUCAACAGAUUUCAUCCGAGACAGAUCCUCAAUUGAGACUUCAUGACACCGCUCAACAGGUGAUAUCUGAGACAGAACAACAGUCCAAUGGUUUUGUCAGCUGUGAGGCAGAUGAUGCAUCAGAGAAGAUUUCAUCCGAGACAGAUCCUCAAUUGAGACUUCAUGACACCGCUCAACAGAUUUCAUCCGAGACAGAUCCUCAAUUGAGACUUCAUGACACCGCUCAACAGGUGAUAUCUGAGACAGAACAACAGUCCAAUGGUUUUGUCAGCUGUGAGGCAGAUGAUGCAUCAGAGAAGAAUUGCAAACAUAAUGUAAUCUCCUCGGUAGUGUCAACCUUGGAUAAAUGUAACAGCUGCAGUGGGCCCUUUUCUGCUUUUAAGUGGAUUAGUGUUAGGUGUAAGGUUUGCUCCUGCUUUUGGCAUAAAAGUUGCUAUGAUAAGCAUGUGAAGCCCAAACCUGACCCUUUAACACCGAAUUCUGAAGAAGAGUUUUCCAGUGAGAACUUGUCUGAUCAGGACUAUUUACCUGAUUCUUUUGACAGUUCAGAAGAGAGCACAGUUUCUUUAGAACUUGAGCAUCCUAAACAAAUCGCGAACAAACAAAAUGUGUCCAGCAUUGAAUCACUUGGAGAAAAUAAAAAUGCCAGGCAAUGUCAAGAGAACCACAUAGUUACACAAUCUCUGCUGAAAGAUCCAGUUCAAGUAUCAGAUGUCCUCAAAACAAAAAUGACUGGUAAUACUGAAGAAAAGUCUACAGAGGAUAGCACAAGAACUGGAGAAAUUCCAUGUGUACAGUCGUCUAAUGUAUCCUCUACAGUAAACAAAAAUAAUUACUGCUAUAUUUGUUGCAAACCCCAGUCAAAAUUUGCAAGGCACUUAAAAAUCCAUGAAACAACAAACAUGGAUGUUGCUCGGGUCUUGGCACUUCCAAAAUGUUCAAAAGAACGCAAACAAAUGUUGGACAAACUGAGGAACAAAGGGAAUUAUGAACACAAUGCUAGGGUUUUAGAGAGUGGGACUGGAUCGUUAAAACUCAGACGGAAACCCAAGAAUGAAUAUAAAUCAGAAGAUUAUGUUCCUUGCAUGUACUGCCAUGCCAUGUUUCUUCGGAGAGAUCUGUGGCGACACAUUCGAAAUUGCCUUUCCAAACCAGAGGAAGUGGAAGUGGAUCGUAUUGAGCCAGGAAGGACCAGGGUCUUAUCUUUGGCAACUAUGUCUAACGCAACUAUGUGUCAACCAAUAUCACAGGGGGUUUGGAAGCUGUUGACUGUAAUGAAGGAUGAUGAAAUCUCUGCAGCUGUCCGGAGUGAUUUCUGCAUUCUUCAACUGGCCCAAUCCUUUUUUAACAGGCACGGACAAGAUCCCACUAAAUACGAGUAUAUUCGGCAGAAGCUCAGAGAAGCUGGUAGACUUCUCCUGAUCCUGCAAAGAGAAUUUACAAUACAGACACUUGAAGAUGCUGUUAGACCUGCAAAUUUUAAUGUCCUUAUCCAAGCUGUAAAGAAGGUCUCCGGCUUUAAUGGUGAAAAGCACACCUACCAGACUCCUAGCCUUGCUCUCAAGUUAGGCCACUCACUGCAAAAGAUCUGUGACAUUGUACAUUGCCGUGCUUUGAUGGCAGAAGACACUGAGAUGGUAAGGUCAACCCAGACAUUUAAAAAACUGUACAGCGCAAAAUGGGCUGAACUUAUUUCCCACACAGCAUUGAAUACUUUAAGUGAGGCGCACUUCAACAAACCGUCCACCAUCCCAUUCACAGAGGAUGUGCAGUGCCUUCACCAGCAUCUUGAAAAGGUUGCAGAUUCAGCAUCUGAGAACCUGAAAAAUACCCAAUCAGCACAAGCCUAUGGGGAACUUUCCAGAGCAACACUGGCAAAAGUAAUUCUUUUCAACCGAAGACGAGGAGGAGAGGUUGCUAAGAUGAAACUAAAAAACUUCCUUGAAAGGGACACAACUCCCCUCCAUGCGGAUGUCGCUGCUGGCCUAACAAAAUUUGAAAAAAAACUCUGUGCGCAUUUUAGUCGGGUGGAGAUAAGGGGUAAAAGAGGCCGAAAGGUUGCCGUUUUGCUAUCACCAGACAUGGUUGAUGCCUUAACACACCUUGUUAGCCGAAGAAAAGAGUGUGGAGUUCCUGAAGAAAAUGUAUUCCUCUUUGGGAGACCAAGUUGUUUGACUCCUUAUCGAGGACAAGAUUGUCUGAGAAUUUAUGCCAAUGAGUGUGGAGCAAAAAAACCUGAAUUCCUCAGAUCAACACAACUACGAAAGCAUGUUGCAACACUGUCUCAGGUGUUAAACUUAAAAAAUCACGAGCUCGACCAAGUUGCAGACUUUCUGGGACAUGAUAUUCGUGUGCACCGAGAAUACUAUCGACUUCCAGAGGCCACAACACAGUUAGCCAAGAUAUCAAAACUGUUACUUGCAAUGGAGAAAGGCACCCUUGCAAGUCUUCAGGGGAAAACACUGGAACAAAUUGAAAUCGAAGAUAACUUGGACUUUUCUGAUUCGGAGCAAAGUGAAGACAGUGAUGCUGAGACACAGACAAUAACAGAAAUGAAUGUUGACCCUGACUUAGGAGACUCAUCUCAAGGAAUGACGGGAAUACACAACCAUGCUGGUGGUAAGAAGCACAAAAAGCGCACCAGGAGGGAAGAGUUUGAUCAAACAGAUGUUGACCCUGACUUAGGAGACUCAUCUCAAGGAAUGACGGGAAUACACAACCAUGGUGAUGGUAAGAAGCACAAAAAGCGCACCAGGAGGGAAGAGUUUGAUCAAACAGAUGUUGACCCUGACUUAGGAGACUCAUCUCAAGGAAUGACGGGAAUACACAACCAUGGUGAUGGUAAGAAGCACAAAAAGCGCACCAGGAGGGAAGAGUUUGAUCAAACAGAUGUUGACCCUGACUUAGGAGACUCAUCUCAAGGAAUGACGGGAAUACACAACCAUGGUGAUGGUAAGAAGCACAAAAAGCGCACCAGGAGGGAAGAGUUUGAUCAAACAGAUGUUGACCCUGACUUAGGAGACUCAUCUCAAGGAAUGACGGGAAUACACAACCAUGGUGAUGGUAAGAAGCACAAAAAGCGCACCAGGAGGGAAGAGUUUGAUCAAACAGAUGUUGACCCUGACUUAGGAGACUCAUCUCAAGGAAUGACGGGAAUACACAACCAUGGUGAUGGUAAGAAGCACAAAAAGCGCACCAGGAGGGAAGAGUUUGAUCAAACAGAUGUUGACCCUGACUUAGGAGACUCAUCUCAAGGAAUGACGGGAAUACACAACCAUGGUGAUGGUAAGAAGCACAAAAAGCGCACCAGGAGGGAAGAGUUUGAUCAAACAGAUGUUGACCCUGACUUAGGAGACUCAUCUCAAGGAAUGACGGGAAUACACAACCAUGGUGAUGGUAAGAAGCACAAAAAGCGCACCAGGAGGGAAGAGUUUGAUCAAACAGUGAUUUUUGGUGCAGCCAAAACAGAUGAUGCAAGAAGAAAAGUGAAACAGAUGUGGUCUCCAAAAGAAAUUUCAGCAGUAAUGAAACAUUUCCGGAACCACAUUGCAAGGGGUAAACUCGUCAGUAAAAUUGAAUGUGAACAGUGCAAGACUGCGGAGCAUCCUGCUUUAGCUAGUCGCUCUGUGCAAAACAUUCGAGAUUUUGUUCGAAAUCGGGGCGUGUCACUGAAAAGGAAACAGGUGCAACAUUAAGUAUUUUUGGUUUUUGUUCCUGCUGUUUUGUUCUAAUGUGGUAAAAAUGUUUUAAACUUCUUUUGAAGGCUGUAAAUGGAUA
Pimephales promelas (fathead minnow) is the source of this 5448-nucleotide messenger RNA. The record is from RefSeq and is a predicted model, not a curated record. Lineage: Eukaryota; Metazoa; Chordata; Actinopteri; Cypriniformes; Leuciscidae.